UCAGCUGUUUUCAUUUUUCUCUGACGGAAAUUUGUUUUCGUAAAACGGCGUACUGUUAUGGUUUCAUAGCCAUGUGUGAAUUAAAAUGGGCUCUAUCGCAUCGGUGCUGCAAUGGCAUUGUCAGACAUGCGGCCAAAUCAACCCCACAGAGAGUGUAAAGUGUUUAAAAUGUGGUACCAAGAGGGUGUCUUGUCAUGACAAAGAAGAUUCUAAAGGAUAUUGCAGAGGAGAUUCUUCGCCUGACUACACAAGUCGCACAGGAAAAAGCGACGGAACUACCCCUGGUUCAGAACCCAUCGUCAUACCAACAGAAAACAACUUCAAUAGCGGAUGGUCUUGCGUGGGCUCCGCGCCAGGGCCGAGCCGCGCGUGGCGCUGCGGCUGCGGUCUACGCAACGUGUCAGCUGCGUGGCGCUGCGCGGCGUGUGAUGCGCUCGCGCCGCACGCGCCCGUCUACAGGAGAGCUGACGUCACGUGGCGCCGCAACGUGUCAGCUGCGUGGCGCUGCGCGGCGUGUGAUGCGCUCGCGCCGCACGCGCCCGUCUACAGGCUGUCUGAUGAUGAGGAUCAAGCUUCAGGGAUGACGGACAAGGAUAAGUCUGCCCAAGACAACACUAUGAUAAGGUCCAACACCUUGGCAGUCCCAUCGUAUAAGCCUUCUUCGAGCUACUCAGACGGCCGCCGGCUUAACCUCGACCUUCAGUCAUUGAGGCUGUCACCCACCCAGUUGACAGAUCAUGCCCACGGUGUGACCAGGUCCCUAUCCCAUGGGUCCGUGAUUAACUCCCAGCAGAAGUGGUGGAAAGUUGACGAGGCCAGGGGAACAAUAAACAGACCUACAAGCUUGAUGGUCUCCGAAAGAUAUGGGUACAACACACAGUGCAACCCUCGCGAAUCGUUCCUUAGAAGUCUCCACACAGUUACAAGAAGACCCAAGAAAUGCAGCGAGAGCAAGUCGAAUUGGGAGUUGAAUUACGUGAAGGAAUACCAAAGGGAGCAGAGCAAGGCGCUUCAUUUAAAGAAAUGGGCGUGCUCUAAGUGUACCCUUGAAAAUUCCGGUAUCAGAACGCAUUGUGAGGCGUGCUUAUCCCCACGAAUAUCACCAUUGGCCCGUAUUCCUAAUGCAAGAGGACUGAGCGUCACCACAUUGGGUAGACAUGAGACUUUAUCGGGCAGAGACGGUGCUACAUCACUGCCUACUUCAGGAGGGGUCAUGAUAACUGUCCCUGACUGGCCACAGACUGGAAGCACUACCCUAGGGUCUUUCAGGCGGUCGAUAAGUGCUCAGAACUCCCCUGAGAUUCGGCCUACAUACCGCCGGUCUUUCUCCGAGCAGACCAACGCGGAAAGACCAGUUGGGAAGGUCAUAUCCAGUAGACGGAGCCUGAACGACUACCAGAAAUCACUGGCCAGCUACUGUGGCAGUUUAAAUCGUGAAGGGAAGGAUCUGGAGAAGAAAAUUGACGAAAAUAGCGUGGAGAUUGAUAAAGAAUGCAGUUGGGACACUAAUGCUGAGGGUGUGAUAUACGCUUUGCCGAACAAAGGGAAAUACAAAGACUUGAAUUUGCAGCUGCAAGUUAACAACAACGGGACUAGAUAUUCCUACGUAUCUGUUCAAGAUACGAAGAAUGUGAUGAGCAAUUCCCAGAAUGAGGCUUUAUAUUCGAAUGAUAUGGGAGACGGUGAUUACGCGAGAAUAGAUGAGCUUUUGGGAGCGGAGAACUGUAUAUCCCCAGUGGCCGAGUCGGCUGGUGCGAGCAAUAUUAGGACGUCGCAUAUUGGUGCAGUGAAGGACACAAGUGCGAAAGUCCAGUAUAUGUUGCCGUCAGUUGGGAAGGUGUCGCACAAUCAACGGGAGAUUAAAGGGCCAUCGCCGCAGCAGCAAUCUUCCCGCGAGAACCGCAUGUGGCAAUGCAACGAGUGCUGGUUCGCUUACAACGCGUGGUGGGCGCGCGCGUGUGACGUGUGCCGCAGCGGCCGCGUGCCGCACGCCGCCGUCACGCUGGCUGCGCGUGACGCGCCCACUACGCACGGCGCUAUGGCUGCGCGCGCGCCGGUUAACAGUUCCAGACCAACCAACACGCCUUCUGAAGCCAGUGGGAGUAAGGAACCUAACCGCAACGAGCCUAAGAAACUAACGGUGCCCAUAGCCUCGUUGGACCACGACUUGAACAGCGAUGAGCUUCUGUUUGCAGUUGAUUCUAAUCCUGCGCCGGCGCCGGUAGCGUCAACAGCUACUUGGUCGUGCGCGCGCUGCACGCUCGUCAACGAUGCUGAUGCGAGCGCUUGUGCCGCGUGCGCCGGCUCGAGACCUCAGCCACAUAACUACUGGUCUUGCAGCUCUUGCACGCUACGGAACCCGCUGUCAGCGGCGCUGUGCCUGGCGUGUAAGACGCCCCCUGUGCCCAAGCACGGGGUCCCAGGAUCUUCGGCUGAAGUCAACCACAGUGGCAUUGGACGUAGUCCGUCACCCAGAAGGAGUUCAAGACACACCCCGGCUUUGCCCAGGCGUGGGGCUAGACACAAAACACCGCCGCCUGAACCGAAGCCUGAAACAAACGAAUGGGCUUGUACCGAAUGCACUUACAUGAAUGCAAGUGGCGCCCUCUCGUGUGAGAUGUGCCAGUCUCCCAAGACUCGGCUUCUGCCCGCCGCGCCAGACCAGCCGCAGUUAGAUGAAGACUCGCCCGAGGGUUCAGACGGAGAGCGCCAGGAGAGCACCCCUAUGGAGAUACUACGGCUGAGGGAAGAGAGCCACGCGUGGACUCAGUGGCAGGAGGUGUUAGCGCAGUGCGCUGCGAGUGGAGAACCAUACGAAGACUCCUCGUUCCCGGCGUCGCCGCGCUCGCUAUACUACAACGGGAGCGCCGACGCAGGCGCCGCCACGCCAAGGACGCGCUGGCUGCGGCCCAACCAGAUACACACGGACGCCGACCACCGGACGCCCUGGGUCGUCUUCCGGGACCCGCGGCCCUCAGACAUAUCGCAGGGUGUCCUAGGCAACUGCUGGCUGCUCUCCGCUUUAGCAGUGCUAGCGGAACGCUCCUCUCUCGUGCGAGGAGUGGUAGUGAGGGGCGAACCGAGCGUAGGCGCGUACCAACUGAGGCUGUGCAAGGAUGGGAGGUGGCUGACGGUGACGGUGGAUGACUUGCUGCCAGCGAAUAAGAAGGGACAUCUGGUAUAUUCACAGGCGAAAAGAAAACAACUUUGGGUGCCUUUGAUAGAGAAAGCGGUUGCUAAGUUACAUGGAUGCUAUGAAGCACUGGUGUCCGGAAGAGCUAUUGAAGGGGCGCCAAUGCUAACAGGCGCCCCCUGCGAGUCGGUUUCUCUCCAAGCGGAAGGGGCGCCUUUAGAACAGCUAGACCGAGACCUGGUGUGGGCUCAGCUACUGUCUUCGCGACAAGCGUGUUUCCUGAUGGGCGCCAGCUGUGGUGGCGGCAAUAUGAAGGUGGACGAAGAAGAAUACCAGCGCCUCGGCUUACGACCUCGCCACGCCUACUCGGUCCUCGACGUGGUAGAAGUAGCGGGUCCAACCCGUUUGCUUCGGCUACGGAACCCCUGGGGGCAUUAUACUUGGCGCGGCGCGUGGGCACACGGCUGCCCGCGCUGGACUGAGGAGGCACGACGCGCAGUGCACGCGCAUACUGCUAGCGCGCACGCGGAUCGAGACCAAGGCGUGUUCUGGAUCAGCUUCGAUGAUGUGCUCAAGUACUUCGACUGCAUAGACAUCUGCAAGGUGCGAGUGGGAUGGCACGAGGUGCGUCUCGCCGGGAUCCUACCUCCGAUGUCGUCUACCCGCCACCUGACAUGUCUGCUCCUCACUGCCACUCAGCCAACGGAGGUCGACUUCACGCUGUUCCAAGAGGGACAGAGGAAUUCGGCAAAAAGUCAGCGAUCUCAGCUAGACUUGUGCGUAGUAGUAUUCAGAACUAAAUCUGGUCCAAAUGCACAAGUUGGGAAAUUGGUCGCCCACAGUAAAAGACAGGUCCGCGGCUUCGUCGGCUGCCACAAAAUGCUCGAAAAAGGAUUCUAUCUAGUCGUCUGCCUUGCCUUCAAUCAUUGGCACACUGGUCUCGAGUUGGCGCCAAAAUCUGUGUGGCCUGGCCACGUGUUGGCCGCACAUUCGUCCAAACCAUUGGCGGUGGAGCGGCCAUCUUUGCACCCGCAUAUACUGGCAGAUGCGAUUAUAGGUUUGACGCUGGCAAGGGGUCAGAGGCAUGAAGGUCGGCAGGGGAUGACGGCGUAUUAUCUCACCAAGGGCUGGGCAGGUCUAGUAGUCAUGGUGGAGAACAGACACACAGACAAGUGGAUUCACGUGAAGUGCGACUGCCAAGAGAGCUACAACGUGGUAUCCACGCGGGGUGAACUGAAAACCAUAGACUCUGUACCGCCAUUACAUAGACAGGUGAUAAUAGUGCUCACCCAGCUCGAAGGCAGCGGCGGUUUCUCCAUAGCCCACCGCUUAACGCAUCGCCUCGCCGCCGGGGCCCGCUUGCAAGACUGGGCCCCACAUGCAGACGACGAGCCCCGCCACAGACCGCCCCUGGCCCGGCGUCUAUACGGCCUCCACGCCCCCCGACUUAUCACUUAAGAGGUAAGACCUUAGUCACACGUAUUAAAAGACAUGGGAUUUGAAAGAAUUGUUGUGAUUGUUAUUGAUAUUUUUUGUCAUGUUGAUAACGUGUAAUGUCAUCCGUGUGUAUCUGAAAAUAUGAUGAUGUCGUCUAUAUAGCAAAACACAAACUUGUGAAAAAAUGUUAAAAGUAAAUCGCCUAAUUAAAUCGAAAAGGUUUUGGAUCGCUGAACUAAUCAAAGUGCAGACGUCAACACAAUAAAAAUGCUUUGAAAGCAAAAACUUAUUGAAAUAUUGAACUAAAUUUAACUCAUUGGUAUUUGAUAGAAUGCUUAAGCGAAAUCCAGGCAAUUGGAAUUAAGAACACGCUCGAUUUAACGAAAAGAAGAAGAUUCAAAAAUCACAGGCCUGUUGAAGUAUUAGAUUUUGGAAAACUUAUUUGUAAUGGGCAUGCAUAUUUAGAUGGAACUUUCAAAUGUUUAUAAAUGUGCUUGGAAAUGCUAAAUACACUUAAUACAAAUAGGGAUGUUUCCUGGGUCAAAAAGCAAGAGUUUUAAUUAGUCCGUCAGUUAACUUAUCAAAAAAUACUCUACACGUAUUUUUCACUUUUUCAAACUAAUGAAAAUUUAAAGAGAUAAAGCGCGCCAAAGUUUAUAAGAAGAGGCCCGUGACGUCAAUGCUUGCAUAAAAGUGCCGCACGUUGUGACGUCGUGCGGAACUUCAACGCACCACAACUAUGUAAUUAUUUGUUAUAUUGACAAAUAAAAAUAUAUGUGUCCAAUAUUUUUUUAUAUUAAACAUGACGGACUAAAAAAAUUUUUUUUAGGAAACUAGCCUAUUAUAAUGGCAAAGAAUAGAUGCGAAAAUAGAAUGGACCUGUUAACACAAAAGAUUUGAUAUUUUGAAUCUCAAUUUCUGAUAGUUAAUAAGAAUAAAUUAAGUUUUUGAUACAGCACAAUGCGUCACUCAUGUUGAAUGUACAGUCUCACUCCAUAACAGUGUUACAUAGUAUUACAGUUCUUAUUGUAAGGGAAAACAGUUCAAAAUGGCGUGAUCAUGAACGUGUGUAAGCAAUACGUUAAAGUCUAACUCGUUUUUUACUAAUAAUGAUCUGUAGUUAUUGUAUGCUAUGACGAAAUAGAUUAAUCGUGCGUAUUGACCUAAGUCUAGAUAUUGUAGUUUGUAACAAAAACUUAGAAGACUCCAUUAAAAUAGUUGUUCGAGGCACUUGGCUUGCCAUUAGGAAUUUGAAUUUUAUUUUUUGCAAUAAAAUUCUUGAUUGAUCCUACCUUAAUGCCUCUUAUUCCAUUUCAAAUAGUCACUUAUAUUCAUUGAUUUGUUUAUAACUUCAGGAAUAUAAAGUAUACUUUUUUAACUUCAAAGUUUUUGUCACAUACUGUAUAAUAUGUAUUACUUAUAACCGAUAAUAUUUUUUCUACUAUGCAUAAAAUAUCAGGACAUGUAGAGUGAACGGACGACGCGAUAAGUUUAUUUUUUCAUAAUAUUUUUCGUGUCGUCUGUCCAACGCCGUAUUUUUGCUGUUACAAAACGCACGUUAUUUUUGACAGUAUAGGGUUGAAAUCACGUUGCUACGAUAUAUCAUAAUAAUAUUUUGGCAUUAAAGAGAUAAGUAUUCAUCAGAAAAUGUACGUUUUUAAAUACAUUUUUAUUUA
Messenger RNA from Ostrinia nubilalis (European corn borer), 6246 nucleotides. It is a transcript of the gene sol, whose product is annotated as calpain-D. Gene Ontology annotation, biological process: proteolysis. The record is from RefSeq and is a predicted model, not a curated record. Gene Ontology annotation, cellular component: cytoplasm. Bases 86 to 4591 code for a protein of 1501 amino acids. The transcript is spliced from 23 exons. Lineage: Eukaryota; Metazoa; Arthropoda; Insecta; Lepidoptera; Crambidae. Gene Ontology annotation, molecular function: calcium-dependent cysteine-type endopeptidase activity.